AUGGAGCAGUUCGUCAGGAAGCGUUUGACCUUCCUGACAUCCUUCUGGAACAAGCUCCGUCCCCGCUCCGUGCCGGAGAGCUACUCGCUGGGGUAUCUUGGUUCCGAUUCCGUUUCGCUGCACUCGGAGCCGAACUCCAUUUCCUUCAUCCCCAAGUCCUCUCUCUUUAUCGCUUUAUACGCUUUCACAGCCCGGAGCGCAGAGGAACUGAGCAUAAGCGCAGGGGACAAACUGCGUGUCCUCAGAGAAGAAGGAGAGUAUGUCUUAGCCCGGCGGCUGCUGGGGGAGCCGGCCAUGGGGUACGUUCCUGCUGCGUACGUGGCCAACCUCAGCCAGGGCACCUCUGCUCACCGGCCCUGGUACUUCAGCAAGAUCAGCCGAAAUGAAGCCGAGCAGCUCCUCCUCUCACCUCCCAACCAGCACGGCUCCUUCCUCGUCCGGGACAGCGAGAGCAGCAAGGGCGAGUACUCUCUCUCAGUGCGCAACCACGCGAAGGUCAGCCACUUCCGAAUCUGCAAGAGCCCCGGGGGCAGCCUCUACAUCCAGAAGGGGCGUCCCUUCCCCAACAUGGAGGAGCUCCUCGCCUUCUACACCGAGCACUGGAAGGUCAUCCAGAGCCCCUUGCUGCAGCCCUGCAGCCCCGCGACCCCCCCUGAGAGGGACAGCUGGGAGCGCCCGCGCUGGGAGUUCACCCUGCGGAGGAAGCUGGGCGAGGGCUACUUCGGAGAGGUGUGGGAAGGACUGUGGAGGAACACAGUGCCGGUGGCCAUCAAGAUCAUAAAAGCCGACAUGAAGGCAGAAGACUUCACUAAGGAGAUUCAGAACCUGAAGCGCCUGAGGCAUGAGAAGCUGAUCCAGCUGCAUGCCGUCUGCUCGCUGGAUGAGCCUGUGUACAUCAUCACUGAGCUCAUGCGGAAAGGCAACCUCCACAGCUACCUCAACAGUCCUGAAGGGAAGUCCCUGGGCACCUCCCACCUGCUCAACAUUGCCUGCCAAGUGGCGGAUGGGAUGAGGUACCUGGAGGAGAAGCACAUUGUCCACCGGGACCUGGCGGCCAGAAACAUCCUGGUGGGAGAGGAACUCACCUGCAAAAUCGCUGAUUUUGGACUGGCCCGGCUCCUCAAGGAUGACAUUUAUUCUACCAGCAGCAGCACCAAAAUCCCGGUGAAGUGGACAGCCCCGGAGGCAGCCAACUACCGCACCUACUCCCUCAAGUCCGAUGUCUGGUCCUAUGGGAUUCUGCUCUACGAAGUCUUCACAUAUGGACAGAUCCCGUAUGAAGGAAUGACAAACCAAGAAACCGUACGGCAAAUCACCAGGGGCUACCGCCUUCCCCGGCCCAGCUCCUGCCCUCCCGAGAUCUACAGCAUCAUGCUGGAGUGCUGGAGCGGCAACACGGAGGAGCGUCCUACCUUCCUGGCCCUGCGGGAGAAGCUGGGCUUCAUCUACAGACGGCUGCUCAGCUCCCCCUCCUGA
This is a messenger RNA of Aptenodytes forsteri (emperor penguin), 1476 nucleotides long. RefSeq names its product tyrosine-protein kinase Srms. The transcript is spliced from 8 exons. The record is from RefSeq and is a predicted model, not a curated record. Gene Ontology annotation, biological process: protein phosphorylation; cell differentiation; cell surface receptor protein tyrosine kinase signaling pathway. The coding region runs from base 1 to 1476 and encodes 491 amino acids. Gene Ontology annotation, molecular function: signaling receptor binding; non-membrane spanning protein tyrosine kinase activity; ATP binding. Gene Ontology annotation, cellular component: extrinsic component of cytoplasmic side of plasma membrane. NCBI's taxonomy places the organism in Eukaryota, Metazoa, Chordata, Aves, Sphenisciformes, Spheniscidae.